GAGGGUCGCCCUCCCGGACGCGGAUCCAUCCAUCUACACGGAGGCGGGCGAGACACGCUUAUCAAAAACGGCCGUCCUCGCAGAGUCGCCACGGCGGGCACCCGUCCGGGCAGCCGAGAACCGGCGCCCAGGGGGCUCGUCCUUCUUUCCCGCCCUUCUGGGGGGGUCGGGGGGCAGAAGCGGGUUCGCCUCUCCGGGCCUCAGUUCCCUCAUCAUCUGGCCAACGGGGAUCGGGAGCGCGCGGUUUUCCAGGCGGGCGGAAAAUCCUCCAGCAGAGGCCCAGCAGAUGUCACCCUUUGGCUUCCGAACGCGAGGCCCUCGAAUCCUCUCCGCCCCGUCCGGACCCCCUCGGCCGACUCGGAUGUCGGGGUGGGGAAGGAGUGCGUGUGCGCGGGAAUCCCUACUCGCCCGGGGCCCCGCCUUCUUGUUGCAACUUGGGCUGGGAAACGACCUGUGCGCGGAGGAGGGAGCAGGAGGAGGGAGCAGGAGGAGGGGAGGCGGCGGCUUCUUCUAUACUGAGGGACCGGGGAGCGGGAGCUGCAAGCGGGUCGGGCUCAUGGCCGCUUCUGCCGCCGCCGAGCCGGCCCCGGCCCCGCCGCUGCGGUACAGCGUGCGGCUGCACUUCGUCAACGAGGAUCAGCUCCCCGGGGGGCUGCGGCUCCCCGGGCCCCCCAACGCCGCCGGGUUCCAGCUGGAGGUGCACCCGGGGGACGAGGAUGCCGGCGUCACAGUUACCGACGCUGACGGUGUGUGUGUCUUUAAAUGCCUUGUAAACAGAGAUACAGAAUAUUGCCGAGUGGGACAAGAGUCAGUCUUGAUUACGUUGGGCUACAAAAGUGCUGUGCUGCAGUUCAAGUCAGAUUCUGAGUACAGUAUGUUCUCAAAUGCCUUAAAGAGUUGCCGGAAUCAGAAGAAAGAAAACUCCGUGUUCAGUCAGCGAACAGAAGAAGCCUCAGCCACACAGUAUUUCCAGUUUUAUGGCUAUAUAUCCCAACAGCAGAAUAUGAUGCAGGACUUUGUCAGGACGGCCACCUACCACAGAGCUAUCCUCCAGAACCACAUGGAUUUUAAAGAUAAGAUCAUCUUGGAUGUCGGCUGCGGAUCGGGAAUUCUGUCCUUUUUUGCCGUGCAGGCCGGAGCCAAGAAAGUCUACGCCGUUGAAGCCAGUGCCGUGGCCCAGUACGCCGAGAUUCUAGUGAAAAAUAACAAUCUUUCAGAUAAGAUCAUUGUCUUAUCAGGAAAAAUUGAAGAAAUCGUACUGCCUGAAUCUGUAGAUGUGGUUAUUUCUGAGCCAAUGGGUUAUAUGCUCUUCAAUGAGAGAAUGCUGGAGAGUUACCUCCAUUCCAAAAAGUGGUUAAAGUCAAAAGGAAUGAUGUUUCCAACCUUCGGUGACAUUCAUCUGGCGCCUUUCUCGGAUGAACAGCUCUACAUGGAACACUGCUCCAGAGCAAAUUUUUGGUACCAGCAGUGUUUCUAUGGGGUCAAUCUAACCAGCCUCCGCAACGCAGCUGUGGAAGAAUACUUCAGACAGCCGAUUGUCGACACAUUUGACAUUAGGAUUUUGAUGGCCCGGACAGUUAAAUACACAAUUAACUUUGCAGAAGCCGAAGAGGAAGAUCUGCACAGAGUGGAGAUCCCCUUUGUGUUCCACAUGGUGCAGUCUGGCCUCAUCCAUGGCCUGGCCUUUUGGUUUGAUGUGGCCUUUGUUGGAUCGCUGGUGACGGUCUGGCUGUCCACGGCCCCGACGGAACCUCUGACUCACUGGUACCAAGUGCGCUGCCUUCUCCAGACGCCUCUUUAUGUCAAGGAAGGAGAGACCCUCUCAGGAAAAGUCCUGUUCGUUGCCAAUAAACGACAGAGUUACGACAUUCAGAUUGUGGCUAUGGUGGACCAGACGGGCUUUACGUCGGGCAACAUCUUGGAUUUAAAGAAUCCGUUUUUUAGGUACGCGUAGGGGACGGAAAUCUGUGAUUCAGACAGCAGAACCGAGACUCUUCAAACCAAGCAGCCCGUGAGACUUAAAGUUCAUCCCCCUGGGAGUCGGCCCGAGUUUGAGCGACGUCAGAUCGUAACAGUUCAUACCUUGUGAUCAAGCACUGUGUGUCAGUCGUGUAGUUUCAGUUUAGUCAGAUGCAGCUUUUGAGGUCUGAGAUUCAUCUCUGGUUCGCAUUCACGUACCUGGUUCCCACACAUUUUUAGCUCUGAAUAGCUUUGUUGGGCGUGAAGGAAAAUGUUUUUUUUUUGGCGAAGCUGAUGGUCGUUGCUUUUAUUUUCUUAAAGUGUUUUCUUGUAAAAAAAGAAAAAAAAAAAAAAAACCUACCUCAUUUUAAUAUGUGCCAUUGGAAAAUUUUCCCACUGACGGUAUCUCUGCACACAUUCUCUUUUGACUUUCGGCGUGUUUGGAGCUGGUCUGAGAGCUCAGUAAUACGCUGAAAUCAAUUCGGAUUGUUUUCUUUGCUAGGCGACUCAAGUUAAAUGCUGACGGAUAA
This is a messenger RNA of Ornithorhynchus anatinus (platypus), 2489 nucleotides long. Its product is annotated as histone-arginine methyltransferase CARM1-like. Gene Ontology annotation, biological process: peptidyl-arginine methylation. The record is from RefSeq and is a predicted model, not a curated record. NCBI's taxonomy places the organism in Eukaryota, Metazoa, Chordata, Mammalia, Monotremata, Ornithorhynchidae. Gene Ontology annotation, molecular function: protein-arginine N-methyltransferase activity. The transcript is spliced from 13 exons. The coding region runs from base 287 to 1954 and encodes 555 amino acids.